AUGGAGACUGUGGAGGAGGAGACGGAGUACAGCUGGAGGGAGGUGGUGCUGCCGCAGCUCAUUCCCGUGGUGCCCGAGCCGGAUCUGGAGCGGGAACCCUUCGCCGAGCGCCGCCGCGGCCGCGACAUUCUGGUCGCCGUCGAUCACGGCCCGAACAGCAAGCAUGCCCUCGAUUGGGCCCUCGUCCACCUCUGCCGCCUCGCGGACACCCUCCACCUCGUCCACGCCGUCUCCAGUUGCGUAGAAACCCCAGCCACAAAGUCGCCCUAUUUUUCUCGAUUUCAGACCCUGCCGGCAGGUGUCCGUUGAUUUGACGGAACCUCUCUCUCUCUCUCUCUCUCUCUCUCUCUGCCCGUCUGCCCGGCAGGUGUGCACAAUCAGGUGGUCUACGACACCAGCCAGGUGCUGAUGGAGAAGCUCGCCGUGGAGGCCUUCCAGGUGGCCAUGGUGAAGACGGUGGCCAGGAUCGUGGAGGGGGACGCCGGCAAGGCCAUCUGCAGGGAGGCGGAGCGGCUGAAGCCGGCCGCUGUCGUCGUGGGCACGCGGGGCAGGAGCUUAAUCCACAGGUAGAGGAAUCAGCGACCACCCGAUGGGCUUGUCAGUCGAAUCCUGGAACCCGGACGACGGGCAGGGCGACGAUCCUGAUCCCCCUUUUCUCUCUUCUUGGCCUGACAGUGUCUUGCUUGGGAGCGUCAGCGAGUACUGCGUCCACAACUGCAGAUCUGCUCCCGUGAUCAUCGUGCCCGGGAAAGGUCUGACCCGCUCCUCCGUCACUGCCCUCGUCAAUUCCAGCUGUGCUUAGCAUUCCGAGAUUCGGCGUGUCAACCCCCCGUGUUUCCUGUGUGUUUCUGCUUCCAGAGGCCGGGGAAGGGUCCGUCAUCUGA
Molecule: messenger RNA, 884 nt
Organism: Spirodela intermedia
Lineage: Eukaryota; Viridiplantae; Streptophyta; Magnoliopsida; Alismatales; Araceae
Source: the annotation of a GenBank genome assembly